AUGGUUGCCCAUUUCAGAUCACUGGCGGCUCACAGAAGGCCUGUGCUCGAGCUUUACCGGUGCCUGUUACGGCACUGUGCCCAUUUGCCUGGUGGUUCCUCGGUAGGCGAUGAGCUCAUCUCGAAGGUGAAGAGACACUUUGAGCUGGGGAAGGGCCUCAUGUCGCCACGGCUGGUGAGGGAAAGGCUCACCGAAGGGUAUGAAUUGGAGCGCAGACUUCGGAAUGGGAUCAACAAAGGUGAAUUGGACCUUGUUGAGGUGCGGGCGAUGCUCUCUGUGCCAGAGAAGGGUGGCCGCAGAGCGUUGAAGAACCGAUUUGGACAACCUAUCAAACGAGACUUGGAGAAUGAACAGGACCUCGAGCGUCAACAGAUCCAGAACUACUUGAAUAGAUACAUUCAGCUGAAGCAGCACCGUGGUGAACUGCCCAAGCGUAUAGACCCCCUGGUGGUGGAGCCAUUACUCAAGCCAGAGGCACUGUUCCACAGGGCCAUGAUGGACAUUGAGAUUGCACAGAGGAAGGUGUCAAGAGGCCCCUACCAGGUGCACGUGUCAACGAGCUCUGGUAUGCGGUUCCUAAGAGGUCCAUGGGUACAGCAUCCACGUAUCUCGUCGAAGAUCUUACUACAGACCAAACUGGAGCAACAAUUGCUUGAUGUGACACGAUACUACGAACAGUGGAGAUGGCUAUACGACAGUGAGAACCACUGGGAGCUACAGAUGGGCACAGGUGCCGGUGAUUGGGGCGAGACGAUUGAAACGGGUAUCAGGACGCUGGCCCGGAGAGUUGAAUCUAUCAAACUGGCCUCGAGGAAGUAUGCUGAGAACAAACUACCGGAAAUCCCAGUACGUCACGCCCCAUGA
This is a messenger RNA of Williopsis jadinii, 864 nucleotides long. RefSeq names its product LYR motif-containing protein. The transcript has 2 exons. The record is from RefSeq and is a predicted model, not a curated record. Lineage: Eukaryota; Fungi; Ascomycota; Saccharomycetes; Phaffomycetales; Wickerhamomycetaceae. Bases 1 to 864 code for a protein of 287 amino acids.